AUGUUCACUUCUGAUCCGGUGCCCCUCUUUGUGUACGAGAACGGGCGAGAGGACCCAGGCUGUGGGUUUGAGCUGGCCUUCAGUGUCAACUUCACCUUCGCCCUCUCGCCCAAAGCCAAGGCUGCUUCAAACGGCUUUGCCUUUGUUGUGUCCGCAACCAAGACUGUCGGGAGCAGUGUCGAUGUGGGGUUUGGUGGGAUGGACGAGCGAAGCAUGGCGAUUGAGUUUGACGUGCUCCAAAACAAGCCACAUGGCGACAUGAAAAACCAGCAUGUGGGGCUGAAUAUCAAUGGCCAGGAGAAAUCAAUCGCGGCUGUGAAGUCCCCAUUCCCACUGGCCAACAAGAAGCCGUACACGGCAUGGGUGGACUAUGUGCCUGGAGACCCUGGCACCAUCCGGGUGUUCCUUGCAACAACAGCAGUGAAGCCAGCAAAGCCGCAGCUAGACAGGCGGCUGUCGCUUUGUGCUGUGCUGAAGCCGGGACCACUGCAGGGUGAGGGCUUGCCAGAGCAGCCGCGGGCGUUCUACUUUGGCUUCAUGGCGUCCACCACAGUGAAGCCGUUCAUGAUUCAAACCAUCCUCAGCUCAGCCCUGCGCACAGCUUACGGUUUAGAGGUAUCGCUCAAUACAUUCGUGCCUGCACGGGCGAGCCCCUUCCCACGCUAUGUGAGUGCAGACUACCGAGUGUCGGCCGGGCAGAAGGACUCGUGGGUCUUCAGGGACCUCCACUCCUGGGACUCCGUGCCCUUCCUGGGCUGGCCCGUCAAGGACCAGAAAGAUUGCAUUGUGUCAAGCAUAGAGGCAGCAUACGGCAUCGCAAUGAGUCUAGAGGCCCCAGUGAUCUCAAUGGACUCGCUCUUCACAGCCAUGAAUCUCACCACCCAGGCAGCCAACUGCACUGCUGGAGGCUCUCCAACUAAAGCCUUUGAGAAGCUAACGGCGCUGCCUAAGGGGGCAAUUACCAUGGAAGGCAAUAAGGAUCUUGGCUGCUAUACCGGAAACCUUAAUCAUGUUGUACUCGUUAUUGGCUACCUCGUGUUGAGGAACGAUGGGAGCGAGAACCGCAUUGCACCGCCUUUUUGGAUCAUCCGCAACUCGUGGGGCGAGGCGUGGGGAGACAGGGGCCACAUGCGCAUGGACAUCCAGGGAGGGGAUGGCAUGUGUGGCAUCAACGUGCUGCCUGGCAUCUACCCCAUUGUCAAGAUUCCAGGGGACCCGCGUGGCUUGAAGAGCUACAAGGGCGAUGGAGACCUGCAGCCCAGCAUGAACCCAUGCGGUCGCUUCACAUGCACGCCCUUCCCCAAGACCAACAACAACACCUGUACCUGCACUCUUCCCGCUCAGACCAAGCAGCCCUUCAUUGAGGCUGCAAAUGGCUAUGGAAACACCUGUGUCUAUGUAAACGUGUGUGGGUCGUACUUCAAGAACCCUUGUGCUGUGGGCACAUGCAUCAAUGAUGGCAAGGGCUCCUACUCAUGCAUCUGUCCACUCAACUACGUCUCCAGCACAACCUUUGACAACUUCCCCACCUGCGAUCCAGGUGCUGCUGCACUUUACCCCCACCUUCCUCCGUCUCCUUGUUUCUCCAAUGGCUAUACCCCUUCUACCUUUUCGUGA
This is a messenger RNA of Closterium sp. NIES-65, 1617 nucleotides long. The record is from the annotation of a GenBank genome assembly. Lineage: Eukaryota; Viridiplantae; Streptophyta; Zygnematophyceae; Desmidiales; Closteriaceae.